CUACCCAGAACAUUUACUUCGCCUGACCAACCAGUCAAUCCCCCGCCAAAAGAGAAAAAAAAAAAAAGGGAGGGCCAAAGAGAAACUAACCAAAACAAAACAGCAGCAAAACGACUGGUAGGCAGCAGUAGAGUUGAAAGCGCUAUUGUACUAGUGGGCAAACCAAAUCAUAAUGUCGUACGAUUCUAGCUCAUCUUCGUCUUUCUCUGAUGGCUUCGCUGACCCUAAUUCUGAUCCCAAACUGGUCGAUGAACGAUUCGAUUUCUUGACAUUGAAUGAACCGACCGAAUUAGAACGUAAUCAUCGUGGACACGGGAACGAUAUCGCCGAUGGAUUGUCGAAUCCCGAUAGAAACGACAACGGCGCUGAAGAUGACGAUCGAUUGCGGGUGGAGGAUCAGGAAACUUUCGGCGACGAAGGGCCUUCGAGUCCAAGCAGUAGCGGAUAUGCCGGUGGGAGAGGGAGUAGCAGCGCCACUAGCCCGUCGAGGAUCGAUGAAGCGAGUGAAAUUGACGAUAAUGAGAUUCAGGAACUGAGGAAUGAUGGUUCCCUUGAAGGAAUCUCCGAUUCCCAGGCUUCCUCCUGGGUUACCAGUAAACGCCACGUCGAUGAGGAUGAUGCUUCAAUAUCUUGGAGAAAGAGGAAGAAGCACUUCUUUAUUUUGAGUAAUUCUGGCAAACCAAUAUAUUCCAGAUACGGGGAUGAGCACAAGCUAGCUGGUUUUUCCGCAACACUACAAGCCAUUAUUUCCUUCGUGGAGAAUGGGGGAGAUCGUGUCAAAUUGGUCAAGGCUGGGAAACACCAGAUGGUCUUUCUUGUGAAGGGACCAAUCUAUUUAGUUUGCAUCAGCUGCACAGAGGAGCCCUUUGAAUCAUUAAAAGGACAAUUGGAGCUUAUUUACGGUCAGAUGAUACUUAUCUUAACAAAGUCAAUAAAUAGGUGCUUUGAGAAGAAUCCGAAGUUUGAUAUGACACCUUUGCUUGGAGGAACAGAUGUUGUUUUCUCUUCUCUCAUCCACUUGUUCAGUUGGAACCCAGCUACAUUUCUUCACGCAUACACUUGUCUUCCGCUUGCUUUUGCAACAAGGCAAGCUGCAGGUGCUGUAUUGCAAGAUGUUGCUGAUUCUGGGGUUCUAUUUGCAAUACUAAUGUGUAAACACAAGGUCAAUUUCAGGUUAUCAGUCUUGUUGGUGCACAAAAAGCCUCUCUUCAUCCUGACGAUAUGUUGCUACUUUCAAACUUUGUGUUAUCAUCAGAGUCAUUUAGCAGAAUCAUUUUCACCAAUUUGUUUACCAAGAUAUAAUCCUAUGGCAUUUUUGUAUGCUUAUGUGCAUUUUUUUGAUGUCAAUUCAUACUUGAUGUUGCUUACUACUAGUUCAGAUGCUUUCUAUCACCUUAAAGAUUGCAGGAUUCGCAUAGAAGCGGUUCUCUUGAAGUCCAAUGUUCUUAGUGAAGUUCAGAGGUCAAUGAUAGAUGGUGGAAUGCGUGUUGAGGAUUUGCCAGUUGGUCCAUUGCCUCGAUCUGGAUCAUCUCCUCAUCUUGGCCAGCAAACACUUACAUCAGAAUCUCCUGAGAGGCCUAGGGAACCGUUUAUUGGCAUUGGUGGCCCUGCUGGACUUUGGCAUUUCAUUUAUCGUAGUAUAUACCUGGAUCAAUAUGUGUCCUCUGAGUUCUCACCACCACUUAACAGUCUCCAGCAGCAGAAAAGAUUAUAUAGAGCUUACCAGAGAGUGUAUGCUUCCAUGCAUGAUAAAGGAAUUGGACCCCAUAAAACUCAGUUCAGAAGAGAUGAAAACUAUGUUUUACUCUGCUGGGUCACACAGGAUUUUGAAUUCUAUGCGGCAUUUGAUCCACUUGCAGACAAGGCUCUAGCCAUAAAGACUUGCAACCGAGUUUGUCAAUGGGUAAAAGAUGUGGAAAAUGAGAUUUUUUUGCAGGGAGCAAGCCCCUUUUCAUGGUGAUAACAAACAAGUCAAUCAUUUAAUGCAGAAUGUAUUCUAGUUUUGUUUGUUUGCACGAUCAUAGUAGUUUUUUGCCCUCCUACGUUCAUGAUACCCAUAGGUAGCUAGCAAAUGUAUCAUUCACCUUUUGAAGACUGUUUUCCCUUUUCAUCAAUACCAUAAAACUUAUAAGUGCUAGGAAGAUGCUACAUUAUUCGGUACCUUACUUUGUUCGAAGUGAGGCAUAUUUUGUAUUAUUCCGGUAUGGAUGAUAAAUAAAGUUGACAAAAGUAGCUUUUUACUUGA
Gossypium raimondii (Peruvian cotton) is the source of this 2245-nucleotide messenger RNA. RefSeq names its product vacuolar fusion protein MON1 homolog. Bases 173 to 1960 code for a protein of 595 amino acids. The record is from RefSeq and is a predicted model, not a curated record. Gene Ontology annotation, biological process: vesicle-mediated transport; protein targeting to vacuole. NCBI's taxonomy places the organism in Eukaryota, Viridiplantae, Streptophyta, Magnoliopsida, Malvales, Malvaceae. The transcript has 15 exons.